GCCCAGCUUGUUAGUGAACUACGGCUCUGUGUAGUAUACGCCGCUCCAUCUGAAAGCAGCUGAUGGCGAUUUACUAAUCAAUGAAUGCACUUUAUGUUAUGUGCUUUACUGACGAGAUGCGCAUAACAAUCUCAUCUGAUAACGUUAUAUCGGUCAGCCCUAUAUUUAGCCAUAAACUUCGGUGACAACCAGGACGUCCAAUAUAUUUUUAUAUAUUUUAUAUAUAUUUAUACAAUAUAUAUUUACAUUUCAAAAACAUCAAUUUUCUAACAAUACUAAUGAUUUACGUGACUGCUGAAUGUUAAUAAUAUCUGGUGCAAUUUACCGCUGAAUGUUGUGCCAUGUUGACGGUCUUAGCAGGUACAUGGUGACGUCAUGCAGAAACUCCAACCUAUGCUAGCCUGGCUCGCUCUCGCGCAUCUGAGUUUUCGCUCGUGCAUGAUUGCGCGUCCAUGUUUUUCGAAUGGGUGGAGUCAGGGCCAGCGUUGGAGGAGAGAAGGAUGCGAUGUGCGAGGAGUUACCGAGGCAAGUCUGAGGCAGAAUCAGGCAGCGAAGCGUCUGUGGUGAAGACAGUUUGGCAGUGGAAGGGGGACGAUGGUGAGUGGGAACCCUACUCGCCAGCAGUCUGUGUCCAGUUGGAUACAGCAAAGCAGGCUGGUGAAAAGUCAGUGUCACUGGCUGAUAGACCUGGUUAUGAAGUGGAUCUUGUGAAAAUGACACAGAUUAACAGUGUGACCAAGUAUAAACGGAAAAUACGCCUUCAGAAUGUUAAGUCAGAAGAUCAGAAUGAAGGGGAUUCUUUGAAUGGUAAUAAUGGAGGCACCGGUGUGGUUCAGGUUAAAGAAGAAGAAGAGGAGCAGCCGGCCUCCAAGAAGAGGUGUAAUGAAGAGAGUCAGAAGGCGAGAAAAGCCAAACCCAUUGCCAAAGAGGAAAGUGAAGCAGAGAUUGUGAAGACGGUGGUGAUGAAGGGGAAGGCCCCAGUUGACCCAGAAUGCAAGGCUAAAAUAGGAAAAGCCCACGUCUACAGUGAGGGGACUGAUGUAUAUGAUGUUCUGCUUAAUCAGACUAAUCUUCAGUUCAACAACAAUAAAUAUUACCUGAUCCAGCUCCUUCAAGAUGACAAUGCAAAGGCCUACAGUGUGUGGAUGAGGUGGGGGAGAGUGGGUAAAGUUGGACAGAACAGCUUGGUUAGUUGUGGGGAGAAUCUAUCGCAGGCCAAAGACACUUUCAUGAAAAAGUUCUUUGACAAAACCAAGAAUGAGUGGGAACAUCGAGCAAAUUUUGAGAAAGUUGCAGGAAAAUAUGACAUGGUGUUUGUAGACUACAGCAUUGAGGACAAGGAAGACAAGGCCAAGGUAUCCUCUCUUCCCCACAAAAAGCCCUGCCAACUGAACAGCAAAGUUCAGUCUCUCUUAGAGCUUAUAUGUGACCUGAAAGCCAUGGAAGAGUGUGUGCUGGAGAUGAAGUUUGAUACCAAAAAAGCUCCACUAGGAAAACUAACAGCAGAGCAAAUUCAAGCCGGUUAUGCCUCUCUGAAGAGAAUUGAGGAGUGUUUGAAGAGGAAAGGCUGUAGUAAGGAACUCCUGGAUGCAUGCAACCAGUUCUACACUCGGAUCCCCCAUGACUUUGGGUUGCGGACACCCCCUGUCAUACGAUCAGAGGAGGAGAUAAAGGAAAAGAUUGCUUUGCUUGAGACUCUGAGUGACAUUCAGAUUGCAGUGAAAAUGGUUCAGUCUAGUGAUCAGAGCGACGAGCAUCCUUUGGACAGACAGUAUCGCUCUCUAAAGUGUGGACUGCAGCCACUGGAUUCUGACAGCAAUGAAUACAAGAUCAUAGAGAAGUAUCUUCAGUCUACUCAUGCACCCACCCACACUGACUACACAAUGACCAUCCUGGACAUCUUCGCUGUGGAGAGAGAGGGCGAGAAGGACAACUUCAAUUCUCAGCUGGACAACCGGAUGCUCUUGUGGCAUGGCUCUCGUCUGUCUAACUGGGUGGGGAUCUUGAAUCAGGGGCUGCGAGUGGCCCCUCCAGAGGCUCCUUUAACUGGAUACAUGUUUGGUAAGGGGAUCUACUUUGCGGACAUGUCCUCAAAAAGUGCCAAUUAUUGCUUUGCUAAUCAGAAGAACAACCAGGGACUCCUGCUACUGAGUGAGGUUGCCCUUGGGGACAGUAAUGAACUCUUGGAUGCAGAUUACAAUGCUGCCAAACUACCCUCUGGGAAACAAAGCACUAAAGGCCUAGGACAAACUGCUCCUGACCCAAACAACAAUGUUAAAUUGGAUGGUGUAACAGUACCCAUGGGGCCAUGUGUAAAGACUGGGGUGGGACAGAAAGGUGGCUACUCCCUCCUUUAUAAUGAGUACAUUGUUUAUAAGCCUACCCAGACACACAUGAGAUACCUCCUCAGAGUUCAGUUUAACUUUCCAUCACUGUGGUGAGGCAGAUGGAAUUCUUUACAUUUAGCACACUGACAGUCUAACAAAUAAUGUCCUAUGGUGGAGGACCUAACCUUUAGUAAUAUAUAGAUCAUCCAUGAAGGGGAAUAGAAACUGAGGAAUGUUUUACAAGAAAAUAUAAACAUUGUUCUGCUGUUGUCUGUUUGAAUGACAAAGCAACCUGGGACUGAAUUGGGUAAUUUAAUUUAACAUGAGAGGAAUAUUGCUAUUAUUAAUCAAUUAUGUAUUAUAUUUUCUGUUUGUAUACUGUAUUAUAAAAUUAUAUUUGCUUUUGGUGACAUUUCUUUUUGUGAGUGGAAUCAAUCAAAUAUUUCAGUUAAGUUCAUUAUCAUUAGGUAAUGCUUUAGGUAUCAUAAACUAACAAUGAACAAUAUACAGUAUAUUUCUGCAGCAUUCAAUCAUCUUUGUUAAUGCUUAUUUAUAAAAAUACAUUUGUUCAUUGUUAGUUCAUAGUGCAUUAACUAAUGUUAACAUACUGUACACAACAUUUGAUUUUAAAAAUAUAUCACUAUAUCUUGAAAUUAACAUAA
Molecule: messenger RNA, 2989 nt
Organism: Xyrauchen texanus (razorback sucker)
Lineage: Eukaryota; Metazoa; Chordata; Actinopteri; Cypriniformes; Catostomidae
Product: poly [ADP-ribose] polymerase 2-like
Exons: 18
Coding region: 453-2441 (662 amino acids)
Molecular function (GO): NAD+ poly-ADP-ribosyltransferase activity; zinc ion binding
Source: RefSeq, a predicted model, not a curated record